GGCGGCGGCGGCGGCUCCCGAGCAAGAUGGCGGCGCGAGUGCUGCGCGCGCGCGCGGCGGCGGGGGCCGGGGGCCUGCUGCGGGCCGCGCCCUGCGGGCUCCGGAGAUUGACGUCUUCUAAUAACAGACCUCGAGAAGACAGCUGGUUGAAAUCCUUGUUUGUCCGGAAAGUUGAUCCAAGAAAAGAUGCUCACUCUAACCUCCUAGCCAAAAAGGAAACCAGCAGUCUGUACAAAUUACAGUUUCACAAUGUUAAACCGGAAUGCCUGGAAGCAUACAACAAAAUUUGCCAAGAGGUGCUGCCAAAGAUUCACGAAGAUGCACACUACCCCUGCGCACUGGUGGGCACCUGGAACACGUGGUACGGGGAGCAGGAUCAAGCUGUCCACCUCUGGAGGUAUGAAGGUGGCUACCCAGCCCUCACGGAGGUCAUGAAUAAACUCAGAGAAAAUCAGGAAUUCGUGAACUUCCGAAAGGCAAGGAGUGACAUGCUGCUCUCUAGGAAGAAUCAGCUGCUGCUGGAGUUCAGCUUCUGGAACGAGCCUGUCCCGCGGCCCGGGCCUAACAUCUAUGAGCUCAGAUCCUACCAGCUCCGGCCAGGAACCAUGAUUGAGUGGGGGAAUUACUGGGCUCGGGCCAUCCGCUUCAGACAGGACAGCAACGAGGCAGUGGGUGGGUUCUUCUCGCAGAUUGGGCAGCUGUACAUGGUGCACCACCUUUGGGCUUACAAGGAUCUUCAGACCAGGGAAGAUAUACGGAACGCAGCCUGGCACAAACACGGCUGGGAAGAGCUGGUGUACUACACAGUCCCUCUCAUUCAGGAAAUGGAAUCCAGAAUCAUGAUCCCACUGAAGACCUCACCCCUGCAGUAGAGCAGAGAAUCUGGGGUGCCUGCGCAAGUCACAGGACAGGACUGUCGUAGAUUAACCGUGCGCUGACGAGAGAGAAACACUGACGUGUACGCUGCUGUACAUAGCUCCUGAGAGACCUCCUCUUUAAAUCCACACCAUCGUGAACAAGACCACUGCCUCUGACUGGCCAGCAGUGCUGUUCUGUGCCCGUCAAACCCGCCCGAGGAUACUGGCCGCCUCCCUCACCCUCCAGGAGCCAGUCCAGAUUAAAAUCUGAAUCAUCUCUGAAUAAGAUCCCAACCAUGAAAACACCCAGCCAUUGCUUUCUAAACAGCAAAUCUGGUUUAUGAUCACAGAUUUUGGCAAAUUUCUUGUAUCAGGAAGAAAUACAGAUUUCGUCACGUUUCGGAGCAUUUUUUCUGAGUCUCAAACUAGGAACAAAUGAUGAGUGUCCUCGACACUGAAGAUGCCACUCACCCUCACGUUGAAUGGGCACAGUCAGCAGUGUGAGCACCGAGCUGAGGGCCGGGGCUUCCUUGGCAGCUCAGUCUCACAUAGGGUGUGGUGAUGUCUGUGGGGCGUGGCUUGACCUCUGUCAUGACCUUGAAAUGAACACCUCGAAUAGCACUAAUUUUUAUUUGUAAUAUUUUUCUAUAAAACAAGCAGCACUUGGAAAAGAGGUUUUAUUUUGUGAACAAUCACUUGUGACCUGAGACGCUGGGUUGGUGUUUCAGUAAGUUCACAGCAGGACUUCCAAGGCCCAGGGGGAAGGCCCUACCAAGGUUUGAAUCAGCGUCUAGCUCACACUUCGUCCUGCCUGUUUGGUUCAGUUUUUAAAAUAGUGUGCCAAUUUUGUGACUGUAAUCAUGUGAAAGUCCUGUUGAACUGAAAAAUCAUGUCUUCCCCACAAAUUAAGGAAUUUAUGUAUAAAACAAAGUGUGAAUAAAUCUCAUCCAAUGUCAAACUUUUACAUGUCAAUGGUUUUCUCCAAGAACAUAUAAAAGUCAAUAAAAUCCUCUUAGUUUUCUCAUA
Messenger RNA from Sciurus carolinensis (gray squirrel), 1883 nucleotides. It is a transcript of the gene Nipsnap2, whose product is annotated as nipsnap homolog 2. The transcript has 10 exons. Gene Ontology annotation, cellular component: mitochondrion. The record is from RefSeq and is a predicted model, not a curated record. The coding region runs from base 27 to 872 and encodes 281 amino acids. NCBI's taxonomy places the organism in Eukaryota, Metazoa, Chordata, Mammalia, Rodentia, Sciuridae.